Messenger RNA from Poeciliopsis prolifica (blackstripe livebearer), 2594 nucleotides. RefSeq names its product tudor and KH domain containing (gene tdrkh). The transcript is spliced from 13 exons. NCBI's taxonomy places the organism in Eukaryota, Metazoa, Chordata, Actinopteri, Cyprinodontiformes, Poeciliidae. The record is from RefSeq and is a predicted model, not a curated record. Bases 300 to 1940 code for a protein of 546 amino acids. Gene Ontology annotation, molecular function: RNA binding. Gene Ontology annotation, biological process: spermatogenesis.
GCGCCUAGCGCAGACGUGAGCAGCUCAACGCUUCCGGGCAACGCUUCAAAAUAAGAGUUUUAAGUCUCGUUGAGGCCAUAUGUAUGACUCAUAGAUAUGAAACACUGUCGUUUGCCACGGAGUUAUGCUCAGUCACUCCUCCUGGAGUGAUUUUGUUUGAAGGGCGAAAGAAAGUUCAGUUUCCGGUUUACUGCGAGCUCUCUGGGUAACUUGAUGCCUGUAUCAUCCAGUGUCGAUACAACCAGGAGAUAGGCUGCUGUAGACGUCUGUGUAGCAUCCCGCAGAGUGUGCGCUACGUCAUGGAUGCUGUGAAGGACGGACCCAGAGGAAAGAUGGUAGCUCUUGCUGCAGGCUUGUCUGUUGGAGCUACGAUAGGCUACAUUGUUUAUCGCCACAUCAGCAACGCCAGCAGCAGUCAGGAGCCUGACGCUGAGGAGUCCAAAAUGAUUCUUCCUAUAGAAGUGUAUAGAAACAUCUCCAGAUGCCAUGCUACAUUUCUGGAUGUGGUGAGCCAGAAGUCUGGAGCUCAUGUGAGAGUUGCGUCAUACUCGGAGGAAACUGGCCAUAAGGCCGCUGUGCUUGUCCAGAUGCAGGGCUCAAAGGAGCAGAUCCUGUUGGCCCGCUGUGUCCUGGAGAACCUGGCUAUGGACUCUGAGCCAACAGUGGAGGUUGUAGAGGUUCCUCAGAAUGCCUUUGGACGUGUUAUAGGACGUGGUGGUGAGGGUUUGAAACUAAUCACAAGAAGCACAGGAGCCAGAAUAGUUUGUUCCAGAAAAAAAAAGCACAGCCCUGGAGGAAAGGGCAGUGUGACCAUCACCGGGAGCAAACAGGAGGUCAAGCAGGCUAAGGAGAUGAUUCUAGAAAGAGUUGGAGCGGAUGCAGUGGUGAGGUCAAAGAUCUCGCAGUCAUCUGCCCUUCGCCAGAAACGUGGACAUAAAGUCGUGAAUCCUGAUCCUUACUGCAUGGAACCCAAAUGCAUCAUUGGUCUGAACAACAACGACCCUGUAUCCCACACGGAGAAGAAUGGACUUGUUCAGUCCAAAGAACCCACAACUGAAUGUUUACUUCUGGAGAUGAAGGAGCUGAAAGGCACAGAUGAGCAGGAAGAGGAGAGCAGCGUGUCCACAGAUACACUCUCAGAAGUGUCAAAGUUUGAAAUUCCCAGUCCAGACCUGAGCUUCCAGCCUGAUGAACACUUAGAGGUUUAUGUGUCUGCAUCAGAAAACCCAAACCACUUCUGGAUCCAGAUUCUGGGCGUUCGCUCCCUCCAGCUGGACAAGCUGACAGAGGAGAUGAACAACUUCUACACAAAUGAAAACCCCACAGAGCAGCGGAUGGAUAGCAUUUUGGUUGGAGACAUUGUGGCUGCUCCGUAUCGAGACUAUAACACAUGGAACAGGGCCAGGGUGCUGGGGUUUCUGGGAUCUGGACUAGUGGACCUUUACUAUGUAGACUUCGGGGACAACGGAGAGCUUUCCAGAGACAGCCUGCGUCCCCUCAGGAGUGACUUCCUCAGCUUACCAUUCCAAGCUAUUGAAUGCAGCUUAGCAGGAGUGAGGCCAAAAGGAGAGGCUUGGACUGAAGCAGCUCUGGACAUAUUUGAACAGUUGGCAUACUGUGCUAACUGGAGACCCCUACAGGCCAAACUCUGCAGUUACUCUCACUCCGAAGCCUCGUCCUGGCCCAGUGUUAAGCUGUAUGACAACAGCAAAGGAAAGGCUGUGGAUAUUGGUGAGGAGCUCAUACGCCUGGGCCAUGCUGUCAGCUUCCAGGAAAGAUUUGAUGAGAAGGCAGGAGGCGACAAUCUAGGCUGUUUGCAAAGGAUGUUGGAUGAUGUGUUAGGAGCAACUUCAGAGCUCAGUCUGUCAUGUAUCAGUUUGUCAGAAGCUGCUUCAGUCUCAGGAAGUGUGGAUGACGGUGUAGAAGAUGAACUGCUCUGAGACCAAACCGAUACAUAAAGGGAUUCUUUUUUUGCUACUUAAAACAUUGUAUCCGUUGAAAAUGAUGACAUUAUGUCUCCUGUGUUCUGGCUUUAACUACGCACUCUUUUGCAUUGGUCCAUGUUGUAUGAACAGUAGGAGCAAGAAUGUUUGUCCUGUGUAUAAGCGCUUAAAUCCCCAACAUGGAGCCUUCCCUACGUGUCGAGUGCAACAUUGUUUGUCCAACCAUUUUCAGUUCCUUGUUUUGCUUUAGGGUUCUUGUACCCUGUGCUGCUGUGCCUGAAAAAGUUUGGGAAAUUUGUGUUUAAGAUUCUUCAAAUGCACUGUUGUGAGAUUUAGUGGUUACUUAAAGGAAAAUGGUUGAGGCGUUUAUUUUGUUUGUUUAUUAUAUACGUUAAAUAUAUUAAAGUUCAUAUAAUAUUUUUGAAAAGAAGUCAGGCAUUAUUGCUUAAUGAACAGAGUCAGUUCACUUAAACAAAAGGUUACAUGAAGUGGUUCAUUGCCAUAAAACAUUGUUCUUCAGAGAAAUAUUAUAUUGACCUAUAUUACAAUAAAUAACUUAUUUUAUUUGACAGAGAUUGUACCUUUAUUUUCAUUGCACAUUUCUAAAGUAAACUGAAUAAUAACCACAAUGCAAUAAAAUAAUAUUCUUUC